This is a messenger RNA of Solanum pennellii, 711 nucleotides long. RefSeq names its product probable pectinesterase 29. The record is from RefSeq and is a predicted model, not a curated record. Bases 22 to 711 code for a protein of 229 amino acids. Gene Ontology annotation, molecular function: pectinesterase activity. Lineage: Eukaryota; Viridiplantae; Streptophyta; Magnoliopsida; Solanales; Solanaceae. The transcript has 3 exons. Gene Ontology annotation, biological process: cell wall modification.
ACACUUAUCUUUUUCUUCAAAAUGUCUUCUUUUUUCUUUAAUUUUUUUAUUUUCUUCCUAGGUAUUAUUGAACUUGGAAAUGCAAAAUUUCAUUUUAAAGAGCAAAAAAAAUAUCCAACGGUGUAUGUUGAUCCAUCUGGACAUGGAAAAUUUGCAACUAUUCAAUCAGCCAUUGAUUCUAUCCCUCAAAAUAAUCAAUAUUGGAUCUGUAUUAUCAUCAAACCUGGACAAUAUAGGGAACAAGUGAAAAUCCCUAGAGAAAAGCCAUAUAUUUAUCUAAAAGGAGAUAAAAAUGGAGAAGUUAUUGUAACUUGGGAUGCUCAUGGCUCAAUUGAUACUGAUGCUACUUUUACUACUGAAGCUAAUAAUACAAUUGUGGAAAGUAUCACAUUUAUAAAUUCUUAUAAUUAUCCUCCAAAAAGAAACAAACAUCCUAGGGUGGUGGCAGUGGCAGCCAUGAUUUCUGGUGACAAAUGUGUAUUUUUUAAGUGUAAAUUUCUUGGAUUUCAAGAUACAUUAUGGGAUGUUCAAGGAAGACAUUAUUUCAAAAUUUGUACCAUUGAAGGAGCUGUUGAUUUCAUCUUUGGUAAUGGUAAAUCCAUUUAUGAGGUAAAACUCUCAAAUCUUUCGAUAACAGUGUCGUUUGUUCAGAUAAAUUUAACCGUUAUAAUACAAUUGAUAACUUUUGAAAAAAAUCAAUUAAAAACAUAG